Messenger RNA from Anguilla rostrata (American eel), 1974 nucleotides. RefSeq names its product alpha-2,8-sialyltransferase 8E-like. Gene Ontology annotation, biological process: oligosaccharide metabolic process; N-glycan processing. The record is from RefSeq and is a predicted model, not a curated record. NCBI's taxonomy places the organism in Eukaryota, Metazoa, Chordata, Actinopteri, Anguilliformes, Anguillidae. The transcript is spliced from 7 exons. Bases 743 to 1813 code for a protein of 356 amino acids. Gene Ontology annotation, molecular function: alpha-N-acetylneuraminate alpha-2,8-sialyltransferase activity.
AGGCCUAGCUAUGGACUAAAAACUGAAGGCACGCUGAAAUCGACGCUGUGUGGUUUAAGCAGCCAACUGUCCCACCGGUUUAUCUUUAAUUUAUUAUUUUAUUUUUUUUUAUUUAAAAAAUUAUCUUUUAUUUUUAAACGAGGGAACAUUAGCCUGUGGAGGCCAAGGGCAGUCAUGAAUCAUUAGACCACUGAUUUCAUGAAUAAAUUAAUAUCGCUGUUUUAGAGUAGGCUAUAGUAGUUAUCAGUAAACAAAUGAAUCGAUUAAAAAUGAAAAAAGAACAGUUAAUUCCAUUUCUAUUUUUCGUAUAUGAAACUAAAAAACAAAACAACGACCGAUUGGUUAUCUCCCCCAAUCCUUGUUUAGGAUCAAGUCGAAAAACUAAUGUCUGCCUGAUGCCCCUUUAUUUAACUAGCGUUACUGCAUGCAGUAGUAACAUGCAGAAGUAACAACAUUUUGACUAAAAAGGAAGAUAACGAGAGGACACUUCUUUUUUUUUUUUUUUUUUUUUUUUACCACGCCCUGUAAAAAUGCGACAAGUAUUAUCACAAGGAAGAGACGCUCAAGAAUGUGUUAACUUCUUCAGAGUUCGUAUUCGGAUGCAACUGACAGCAGAAAUAGACUCUUGAUCAUAGUCAUCAUAAAUAUUUUAACUAGAUAUUGUGGGGAUCAGGUUGAUUUGAAUUAAGGAUAGGUUUUACUGUUAGCUAUAUUAUAAUUGGCUGUUUUACUUCUUUCUUCCAUGGCUGUCAGAAGAAGAUGCCGCAAACUAUUCGUGAUAGUUUGUACAAUUAGUACAUUUAUUUUUUUUCUCCCUCCUCCAGAAAUUGAAAACACACCACAGUCUAGUGAACAGACGCAGAACUGCAAUAAACUGUUUGACCAGAUUGUUGCCAUGAAGUCAUUGAAAAGCAUACAUAAUUUCACAAAGUUCUUCUUGGAAGUGAAGAAAAUAAUGAGCUGCCCCUGGACCAGUAACCUCACCCAGCAAAUUAUUCACAAGAUGGAUCUGCACACUGAGUGUAAUGCCAGUGGUACACUGUUUGUAACACGGGAGAACACACAUUUGGGACAAACUUUAACCUAUGAGGUGCAAAGGAAAUCUACCAAGGUAGUGGACAAAAUGCUGUACAACAUGCUGCCUCGGGCUGCGCCCUGGGGGAUCUCACGUGUGCUUGGGCGCUGUGCGGUGGUGGGGAAUGGAGGGAUUCUGAAGAAUAGCAGCUGUGGGGAGAAGAUCAACUCCGCUGAUUUUGUCAUCAGACUGAACUUGCCCCCAAUGAACUACAGCUCUGACGUUGGUGUCAAGUCCAGCCUGGUCACCAUCAACCCUUCUCAGAUUACCCAAAGCUUCAUGGGCCUCUGUAAUGCACGAAAGCCUUUUGUUGACAAAGCAGCUGCACAUGGAAAUGCCUACCUGGCCAUUGCUCCUUUUUCCUAUGUAGUUGGCACUGAGCUUUCCUUUCGUGUCUUCCACACCAUGAAGGACAUGAGACCCCAACAAGAGGUAUUGUAUUUCCACCCAGACUACUUAUUCAGGCUGGCUCGCUACUGGCAGAAACAGGGACUAACAGGGUUGCGUCUCUCCUCUGGGUUUAUGCUGGUGAGUGUGGCCCUGGAACUUUGUGAGAAGGUGGACAUCUACGGUUUCUGGCCCUUUCCUACGGACCUGAUUCAGAAGCCAGUAACCCAUCACUACUAUGACAAUGUUGUAGCCAAACAAGGGGUGCACGCCAUGCCUGAGGAAUUCUUGACGCUGCUGCACAUGCACAGCCAGGGGGUUCUCCAGCUACACGUAGGGAAGUGUCAGUGAAGCCCUUAUCGAUAAGGGUCUUGGGGACUGCCAUUUUUCAGUGGUAAGUGUGUGUUACCAGACUCAAAUUUUCCAUUUGGUUUUGAGAAGUUCUGUAUUCAGCUCUGUUCUGUUCAUUCAGAUGUUUCAGUCACUUUAUGUACAUGUCGCUGUCGGGCCGG